Paramecium sonneborni is the source of this 787-nucleotide messenger RNA. The record is from the annotation of a GenBank genome assembly. Lineage: Eukaryota; Ciliophora; Oligohymenophorea; Peniculida; Parameciidae.
AUGGUAUAUAAAAUAAGAAAUAAAUCAUUCUUUUGGACUAGAGCCGGAUGGAAGAAUAAUUGGCAUCCAAAAAAUUUUAAUGCACCUCGUCCUUCUAGCUCUGAAUUUACAAUAGGUAUUAGAUGUCGUUAUGAUCAUAACUCAUUUUUAAGAGGUUUUGAGAUUUGUUGAUUAGAUUAGCAUAUCAUUCAUAUAGGAAGAUUUCAAGACAUUGUAAACAAUAUUUCUAUGGGAAUAAAGAAUUAGAAGAAUUAUUUUAAAUGGGUUUAAGAACAUUUUUCAUUGUUCCACAUAUAGCUGAAUGUUAAGUUACAUAAAUUAAACAUGGUGGUGAAAGGAGAAUGGUUGAUUAAAUAGAUAGAGAUUUUGAAUUAGUGUCAUAUAAUUCACAUCCAUAUUAAUUAUUUACAUAUACAGUAUGGAAUCAGUAUUUAGCAAAUUAAUAAGAAGCUUAUGAAUAAAGAAAGAAUGGAAAUAAAGCUAUUGAAGAUUAAGUGAUUGAUCAUAUUAGGUAAAUAUAAAUUUAAAAAGUAAGUGAAUUAGUCAAAGAUGAAAAGAGUAAGUUGGGUCCUGGUAAAUAAUUAAGUAUUGAAAGGACAGCUGAAAUUGUUAUGAAUGUUAUGAGAUAAUUAAGAAGUGCAUAAUAGAGACCAAAUUUGAAUAAUAGGUAAAUUAUUAAAUUUAAAAUCUUAGACGAGCAGAUGGUGAAUUUGAUGAUUUCUUAGAAUAAAGAAGGCCUUUUACAGCACCUAAUAAUCAAUCAGCAACUCAUAGAGUAAUAAUAUUA